AAAAAUAAAAAAUUGCACGUGACGGCACUAGGAAACGAAACGAGACGACGAAAUCUGCCCCUUUUCUUACCUCCGUUUAUAGCUUCUUCUCACUGAAUCUACGUUACCGGCUAUUGAAUUUUCGGCGAUAGGAACUUCGGUGCUGACGAUAUUAGCGGUUAAUUCUGGACCCAAGCACCUGCCGAUUCCGCUCCAAAGUGUUACUCUAUUGUUUCGACAUUUUUCGGCAUCGGUGGACAAGUCAGCUAUUUCCGAUAUCGUAUCGGAAGUUUCCCUCUGAAGUAUUAACCUUUCAUGGUGGAGACUCGAGCUUUUUGGGACUUUGAUGGCUCUACAAUACAAAGAGAACCAAAGUUUGGCUCCUCCCCGAGCUACUGAUCCUGGAUGGGCCCAUGGAACUAUGGUGAAUGGUGGUCGACAAAAAAUCAAGUGCAAAUACUGUCAUAAAAUUUUUCUUGGAGGGGGAAUUUCCAGAUUGAAGCAACAUUUGGCUGGAGAAAGAGGGAAUGUAGCUCCAUGUGAGGAUGUACCUGAAUAUGUUAAGGUUCAGAUUCAACAACACUUAGGUUUCAAGGUUUUGGAGAAGUUAAAAAAGCAAAAAGAAGCAAACGGCACUAAGACUUCCCAUAUGUCUUACUUGCAAGAUAGAGAAGGAGAUGAUGAUGAAGAUUUAGGGCCACUGAAGAAGAUGGCUAGCAGGAGAAGGGGUAAAAAUAUUUUGGAAGGGACAUCAAAUCGAACAAAGAGACGCAAGAGGCAAAAUUUUGUUGCUUCUCGAAAUAUGCGCCAGAGUUUUGGUUCCCAAGAGAACAUAGAGCUGGCUGAUGUUGCUGUUGCUAGAUUCUUUUAUGAAGCUGGCAUACCAUUCACUGCAGCAAAUUCAUAUUAUUUCCAGAAGAUGGCUGAUAGUAUUGCUGCUGUUGGCCCUGGUUAUAAGAUGCCUUCUUAUAAUUCUUUGACGGGUAAAUUAUUGAACAGAGGUAUUCAGGAAGCAAGGGACUAUUCUGCAGAACUGAGGAAGUCCUGGGAAGUGACUGGGUGUUCACUGUUAGUUGAUAGGUGGGUGGAUGGAUUUGAUCGCACAGUGAUAAACUUUUUUGUUUAUUGUCCCAAGGGUACCGUGUUCCUCAAAUCUGUGGAUGCAUCAGAUGUCACAAAAUCUGCUGAAGCACUCCUUAGCAUAUUUGAUAGUGUUGUUCAAGAAGUUGGACCCAAAAACGUUGUCAAUUUUGUGACUGAUACUUCUCCCAGUUACAAAACUGCCGGAAAACUCUUAGCCGAGAAAUACAAGACCUUUUUCUGCAGCACCUGUGGAGCACACUGCAUUGACCUAAUGCUUGAAGAAAUUGGAGAAAGUGAUGAAGUUAAAGAUGUUUUAGCAAAGGCUAAAAGGAUAACACAGUUCAUAUAUAACAAUGGUUGGGUCCUCAAUUUGAUGAGAAAGAGAACAGGUGGAAGAGAUAUUAUCCAGCUUGCAAGAACAAGGUUUGCUUCUAUCUUUUUAACACUGCAAACCAUUGUAUCUUUCAGGGAACAUCUGCACCAAAUGUUUACCAGUGCCUCUUGGAUGCAGUCUUCUUUUUCUAAGCAAAGAGCAGGAAUUGAGGUUGCCGAAAUUUUGGUGGACCCACUUUUCUGGUCUCUAUGUGAUCAAACUUUGAAUGUUGCAAAGCCCCUACUUUCUGCUUUACAAUUUAUGGACUGUCCAGAUAAACCGCCUGUGGGAUAUAUAUAUGAUGUGAUGGAAAAGGCAAAAAAAAGCAUUAAUGUUGCAUUCAAUGACAAGGAAUUAAAUUACAUAUCUCACUUGAAGGUCAUUGAUCAUGUUUGGCAAGAGGAAUUCCAUAGUCCUCUUCAUGCAGCUGCACACUAUCUCAACCCAUCUGUAUUCUAUCAACCCAGUUUCUCAUCCAACAAAAUCAUCCAAAAAGGUUUACUUGAUUGCAUAGAAACCUUAGAGCCUAAUUUGUCUGCCCAAGUCAUGAUUACGAGCCAGAUAAAAUGUUAUGAGGAAGCUGUGGGGGAUUUUGGUCGACCUGUGGCAUUACGUGGUCGAGAGUCAUUAGCCCCAGCUACUUGGUGGUCGCUUUAUGCAGUUGAUUACCCUGAGCUGCAGCGGUUAGCUAUAAGGAUAUUAAGUCAAACCUGCAGCAUCAUCCGAUGUGAGAGGAGAUGGAACUUGUUCGAGCAUGUCCUUUCAAAGAAGAGAAACCGGUUGGAGCAGCAAAGGUUGAACGACCUCUUAUUUAUUCAUUAUAACUUGUACCUUAAGGAGAGGCCAAUAGAAACAACUAAGUCCUGGCGCACAAGAGGUACCCUUGAUUCUGUAUGCUUGGAGGCUGUUGAUGUGAACAUGGCAGAUUGGGUGGAGGACUUGGGAACCAUGGAGGGUGAGGAUCUCAGUUGGAUGGAUGUAACAGUUCCCCAUGAAAGAGCCUGUGGGAUUCGCCAAGGGAAUGACAUGGAUGAUUCUAAUGACAGUACUGAUGAUAGGAGCAGUGAUCUGACAAAAGGUAGUUGACAAAGGUUUUCUGCUGCUAAAGUGAAACCCAUUUAAAGCAUUGGAAUGAGAAAGUUGUGACUCCUUGUCUACUUGCAACUGGCAAAAAGUAUUCUGUUGCAGCUUUCUAUUGCCGUAACGAGGAAAUGUCUAAAGACAAAAUUUGGGGAGAGCAAAUAACAUAAUUGGAAAAUAAGAAUUAUUGUUGGCGAAGCGAUGAGAGAAGCACAUCUUGCAGGGAGCUGUCUCUCUUCAUGGCUGCUUUGAACUCAUCAAAGGUAACUUUUCCAUCACUAUUGGCAUCCAUCCGGUCAAAUAUUUCGUCCAGUUUUCCAGGUUCUGUUAUAUCUGCUGGAAGGCAAUCUUCUGGCAAAGCCUGCUUAAGCAAAGUUAAUGUCAACAACCCAUUUCUCAUAGCAGUAAAAAAAUACAAAGCUGCACAAAGAGUAAAGAAACUGGCGUUACCCUCAGCAGGGACGCUACUUCUUCCUUAGUGAUGCAUCCAGAUCUGUCUGUAUCAUACAUCUAUAGGCAAUACGUGCAAAUUAGUUGGAUCUGUUGUAGUUGAAAAAUUUUAUUGUAUCAUGUUUACGAGGACUAUGUCUGGAUGGUGUAUUAAAUUGUGAUUAUAGAAAUUGAAUGAAAAAAACUUUUUGUAACUUA
This is a messenger RNA of Jatropha curcas, 3163 nucleotides long. RefSeq lists its product as uncharacterized. Gene Ontology annotation, molecular function: DNA binding; protein dimerization activity. Lineage: Eukaryota; Viridiplantae; Streptophyta; Magnoliopsida; Malpighiales; Euphorbiaceae. The record is from RefSeq and is a predicted model, not a curated record.